This is a messenger RNA of Gigantopelta aegis, 684 nucleotides long. RefSeq lists its product as uncharacterized. The record is from RefSeq and is a predicted model, not a curated record. Lineage: Eukaryota; Metazoa; Mollusca; Gastropoda; Neomphalida; Peltospiridae. Bases 1 to 684 code for a protein of 227 amino acids. The transcript has a single exon.
AUGGUUCUCCAGCAGAAAGAGCUGUCUCGGAUGAAGGGUCGACUUUGUCUUGUUAGGUGCGCUGAGACACAGAAUGUAGCUGUUGGGCCAAAUUCAACCAUACUACUGAGAGGCUAUAUGGACAAGAGAUUGCCAUUUCGAGAUUCUUGUGCCGUUGUACAGGCGUGUAGCAAGUCAACGGUUUCAGAUCUUGAAAUUACACCAACCGUUGUGCAAUACAGGUACAGAGACAACCAGGAAAUAGAUAUUCAGCUGUCUAAUACAACAACCCGGACGGUAGUGAUAGCACCAAGAGCUGUAAUCUGUGAGCUGCAACCAGUCACUAUUGAAGACGAAGCUUUAGAAGAAUUUAGUCCUGAUGCAUCACAUCUUUCUAAAGUUACUUUGUCGACUGACAUUUCCAAAGAUGAAGUGGAACAAGGAAGACAACUAAUUUUAGAGUAUAAAGAUAUCUUUUCCAGGGGUGAUGACGACAUUGGAUUCUGUCCACAUGUUAAACACCGAAGUGAUUUGACAAAUGAGACUCCAUUCAAGAUUCCUCAUCGCCGAAUUCCACCUUCGAUGUUUGAAGAAGUGAAGCAACACUUGAAACAACUUCUGGCUUGUGGGAUAAUUAGAAGGUCUUUUAGUCCCUGGGCUUCACCUGUGGUCAUAGCCAGGAAACCUGAUGGUAGUCUACGCUAG